Molecule: messenger RNA, 1191 nt
Organism: Punica granatum (pomegranate)
Lineage: Eukaryota; Viridiplantae; Streptophyta; Magnoliopsida; Myrtales; Lythraceae
Source: RefSeq, a predicted model, not a curated record
AUGAAUACUAUGAUAUCACCACCGCCUUUACCCAAAGCAGUACCAGCUCCGGCAGCUUCUCUUCAAUCCCAUCAUCAUGCUCUGAACCUCACUAGUCAUCACAAUCUUCUCCUACUUCCUCCUCCUGCGAAGCCCUCUUCUCCGAGGCGACCCGAAGAACCUUCCCGCAGUCCCCUCCGAGUCCUCGAAACUCCGUCUCGACCCAUCAAGAAGGAGGGACCAAGACCCACAAGGAAGAGCUCCACUACGGAUGUACUGCGCUUGAUGGACGCGCUCGCCCUCCCUGUGCCGCCGGAGACUUACCUGUCACUUGUCAAGGAGUGCACUCUAUCUGGGGACUCUGACGAAGCCCUAGAGCUGCACAGGCACCUCAAGCGCAGCGGUCAUAGACCUAGCCUGGGCUUGCUCAACAGGGUCCUGCUAAUGCACGUCUCCUGCGGGUGCGUGAGAGCUGCCCGUCAACUGUUUGACGAAAUGUUCCAGAGGGACUUUCUCUCUUGGGCAGUCAUGUUCGCUGCGUUCAUGGAGCAGGGGGACUAUGAGGAAGCCAUGAGGAUGUUUUUGGGAAUUCGGGACAGAUUUGGGCCGUCUGAGGUGCCCUCAUGGAUGGUGUCUUGCGUUCUCACGGCCUGCGUGUGCUCCAUGAAUGUUGAGCUGGGGAAGCAAGUCCAUGGAUGGGUGCUGAAGACUGGUAAUUCCAAAGAUAAGCCCAUCCAGAGCUGUUUGAUGAACUUCUAUGGAAAAUUUGGAAACGGGAACUCAGCAAUUACCUUGUUCAAUGGAUUGCCACAUCCUGAUUUCGAGAAGAUGGACAGGACCGGAAUGAGGAAUAGGUGCCGUAUAAUUUCAAGGGCAUUGAAGGCAUCCGGAGGUAUAAAUGAUGGAGGGCAUUGUGGAAAGCAGAUUCAUGCUAAUGCCAUUAAGGUCGGGGUCAAAAAUCACGGGCUCGUGCAGUGUGGGUUAGUUUAUAUGUAUGCAAGACACGGGUUAUUGAUAAAUGCCAGGAGAGUCUAUGAUGAGAUGGCUACUAACAAGAGGCGGUAUGCUGUGUGCUCGAAUUCCCUGAUUAAGGGAUAUCUGCGUCAUGGAUAUUCUGUUGAAGCCAUUAAGCUUCUGUAUGAGAUGACGGCAGAAGGGAUCCGUUGCCCUGAAGCUCUCCUUGAUAAGGUUCGGGUGUUGUCAGGAAGUUGA